This is a messenger RNA of Osmia lignaria (orchard mason bee), 1089 nucleotides long. RefSeq names its product coatomer subunit epsilon (gene epsilonCOP). The record is from RefSeq and is a predicted model, not a curated record. Lineage: Eukaryota; Metazoa; Arthropoda; Insecta; Hymenoptera; Megachilidae. Gene Ontology annotation, cellular component: COPI vesicle coat. Gene Ontology annotation, biological process: endoplasmic reticulum to Golgi vesicle-mediated transport; retrograde vesicle-mediated transport, Golgi to endoplasmic reticulum; intra-Golgi vesicle-mediated transport. Gene Ontology annotation, molecular function: structural molecule activity; protein binding.
AGAGAGAUCAUCGAAUUUUGAAAAGUAGAAUAAAAUAAUGUUCAUCAACAACGUAAAUAGUCGGUACUGCAGAGUAUCAUUUUUGAAAACCGGAACACGUAACCAAAUGGAAUACUGCUAUCGAAAUGACAAGAUGGCACGUCAGCAGCAAGCAGACGUUGACGAACUUUUUGACGUGAAAAAUCACUUUUAUAUUGGCAAUUAUCAACAAUGUAUCAACGAAGCGCAAAAAAUCAAGUCAUCUUCGCCGGAGGUGGCAAUGGAGCGAGAUGUAUUUCUUUACCGUGCUUACAUAGCACAGCGGAAAUUUCGUGUUGUCUUAGAUGAGAUUAAUAACUCAUCACCCCCGGAUUUGCAACCGCUUAAAAUGUUGGCCGAUUACUUUGCAAAUCCCAGCCGUAGAGAGGCAAUAGUCACAGAGCUACAAGAAGCGACGAACCGUGCUAAUUACGAUAAUCAUAACUUCUUGAUCGUUGCUGCAACCAUUUACUAUCAUGAGAAAAAUUUAGAAGCAGCUCUUAGGAUACUUCGCAAUGUUGAUCAUUUAGAAUGUUUAGCUUUAACAUUGCAAAUCUAUUUAAAGAUGGAUCGAUUAGAUCUUGCGAAAAAAGAAUUGAAAACAAUGCAAGAGAAAGAUGAUGACGCCACGUUAACUCAGUUAGCACAAGCAUGGUUGAACAUAAGCAGCGGCGGUGAUAAGCUACAAGAUGCUUACUAUAUAUUUCAGGAAAUGAUAGAUAAACAUUCCAGUACAAGUAUGUUGUUGAACGGACAAGCUACUUGUUUCAUUGGACAGGCUAAAUACGAAGAAGCUGAAACAGCCUUACAGGAAUCUCUGGACAAAGAUAGUAAUAAUCCUGAUACUUUAAUCAACAUGAUUGUUCUUUCACAACACAUGGGAAAACCUCCCGAAGUCGCUAAUCGUUAUCUGAGUCAAUUGAAAGAUUCCCAUUUGGAGCAUCCAUUUGUCAAAGAGUAUUUACAAAAAGAAAUAGAGUUUCAGAGGCUCAGAAAGCAAUAUUCUUCGUCCGCCUAAAUGUAUUGAAUCGUAUAGCAUUUUAUGGAUUAAAUUAAACAUGAGUAUUAAGA